CUUUCUCUCUCAUUCUGGGCUAAUAUCGCAAUUUCCGAAAUCCACCAAAUCUCUCUCCCUCUCCCUCUCCCUCUCUCUCUCUACCUAGUACCUACUCAUCAUCUCUGCUCAGCCAUAUCGUUCACUCAUCUUUCACCAUGCUUCAAUUCUCUUCCACCAUUUCCAGUCAGAUUCGGUAUCUGCUCCACAGCUUGAACGAAUCCGACUCCGACUCUGUCUUUCAAGAGCUCUCCCAGUAUGUUGAAUAUGGAUCCGAGGGAUGCAUACUGCUUCUUCAAACCUGCUUUGAUCACCUGAAUAUACAUGGGAAAGACUUGAGGAAUGUGCAACUGGACCCUGUAUUUUCCUCAAUUUUUAAGUACAUCUUGGAUAAACCAAAUUUUAGUACAGUGUUCUGUGAGUCACUAAGAAGUACAGCAAUCAAUGAAGAUUUUCUUGAGAAUUUAUCUGAUGCAUUUCGCUUGUCAGCAUCUGAGAAAAUUGGAAUUGGUCUUGCUUUGUCAGAUUCAGAAAGUACUGACAUCAGAUUGUGCGGGAAGAACUUCUGCAUUGCUCAGAUUAAGGAUCUGUGUGCCAAUCAUGUUUCUGUGGAUUCUGCUGAGCAGAUUCAGAAUAUCAUUAUGUUUAUCCAUCAAUCUGAGAGCCUUUCCAGGCAUGUUGAUUCAUUUAUGCAGAUGUUAUCUUUAGUGCAGUUGAAGGAUGGUGCCCAGUUUAUAUUAGCUCCAUUGCUUUCAGAUGAAUUUCGUGAGGCCAACUUCUUUAGGAACAUUGAACUGUACAAUGAAGGGGAUGAAAAUGAUUUUGAUGCUCUUCUAGCUGAAAUGGAGAAGGAAAUGAGCAUGGCCGAUAUGAUUAAAGAAUUGGGUUGUGGAUGCACAGUUAGUGUCUCACAGUGCAAAGAGAUGUUAUCUCUUUUCUUACCGUUGACUGAAAUUACUGUCUCUAAGAUAUUUGGCACAAUCGCUCGCACCCAUGCUGGGCUUGAGGACAGUCAGAAUGCAUUUUCAACAUUCCGUACUGCUCUUGGUAGCAGUAGUUUGUCUGAUCUACCAUUGUUGAGCUCCUGGAAUAUUGACGUCCUCAUUGAUUCUAUCAAGCAGCUUGCUCCUGGAACCAAUUGGACAAGUGUUGUAGAAAACUUUGAUCACGAGGGAUUCUACAUUCCUAAUGAGGCAGCAUUUUCGUUCUUCAUGUCGAUUUAUAGACGUGCUUGCCAGGAUCCAUUCCCACUCCAUGCCAUUUGUGGGUCUGUCUGGAAGAAUGUGGAGGGGCAGCUUUCUUUUCUCAAGUAUGCUGUCUCGGUACCACCUGAAGUGUUCACCUUUGCACAUUCUGGGAAGCAACUGGCAUAUGUUGAUGCAGUGAAUGGUCAUAAGCUUCAACCUGGACAUGCAAAUCAUGCAUGGUUAUGUCUUGACCUUUUGGAGGUGUUGUGCCAUCUAGCUGAGAGAGGCCAUGCAAAUGCUGUUCGAUCAAUGCUUGAAUAUCCUCUUAAGCACUGUCCUGAAAUCCUGCUUCUUGGGAUGGCCCAUAUUAAUACUGCAUAUAACCUCCUCCAGUAUGAAGUGUCUUCCACAGUAUUCCCCAUGAUAGUUAAAAAUACUAUGAGGAAUGGCAUGAUUCUUCAUCUCUGGCAUGUUAACCCUAAUCUCUUACUGCGGGGAUUUGUGGACGCUCACAACAUUGAUCCAGACAACAUGAGUAGAGUAUUGAACAUUUGCCAGGAGCAAAAGAUUCUAUCACCGGUAUUGGAUAUGAUUCCUUCUUCAUUUGGUAUUAAACUGGCUGCCCUUGCUUCUCGGAAAGAACUCGUAGAUCUGGAGAAGUGGUUGAGCACUAAUUUAUGUACAUAUAAAGAUAUUUUCUUUGAGGAGUGCCUCAAGUUCCUAAAGGAGGUUCAGUUAGCUGCAGCUCAGGAUGUUUCUGCCAACCAAUUCCACCUUCCUAGUGCUCCUUGGAAUCUCUAUUCAGAGACAAGUUCUACUUUUCUGAAGAUCCUUCAAGCUCAUACGGGUCUGAUUAGCUCUGGUAAGCUAUCUGAGGAAUUGGAAAAGUUUCAUGUAACCUUUAUGCAAGCUAAUUCUAGACUGAAGAAUGGCGGGGCUACUGAUUCAUCGACCUCUGAUGGAUAUUCCGACGACAUUGAGGCAGAAGCAAAUUCUUACUUCCAUCAAAUGUUUUCUGGUCAAUUGACCAUUGAUUCAAUAAUUAAAAUGCUUGCUCGAUUCAAGGAAUCAUCUGAGAAAAGGGAACAAUCAAUUUUUGAGUGCAUGAUUGCCAAUCUGUUUGAGGAAUACAAAUUCUUCCCCAAAUACCCUGAAAGGCAGCUCAAAAUUGCUGCUGUUCUCUUCGGCUCCCUCAUCAAGCAUCAGCUUGUAACUCAUCUCACACUUGGUAUUGCCUUGCGUGGUGUUCUGGAUGCAUUACGUAAACCUGCGGACUCAAAAAUGUUUGUUUUUGGGACCAAGGCGCUGGAACAGUUUGUGGACCGUUUGGUUGAGUGGCCACAAUAUUGCAAUCAUAUUUUGCAAAUAUCUCAUCUGCGUAAUACACAUUUAGAUCUUGUUCAAUUAAUUGAACGGGCACUUGCUAGGAUUUCAUCCGCUCAUUCUGAGCCAGAUGGCGGGCACAGUGCUGCUGGUGAUCAAUACCAUGGUUCUGUUAAUACUACUACAGCAAAUGCGGAGAUGGCGGGCUCAUCGUUCCCAUUAAUUGGAUCUGGUGGAGCACAGCCUGGGUCACAAGCUGCUUCUCCAAUUCACCUUCAGCAGAGGCACCAAUUCUCUACAGAUGACAGGCACAAGCCCUCUGUAAAUUUGUCUAACUACAUGAAGCCAAGUUUUUCUUCCGCAGGGCAACCUUCCACUGUUCCCCCAAGCGAUGCAGUUAACACACAGAAGUCAGAGAGUACAGCUAGUGCUUUAGCAACACUGGCUUCUUCUCCUGGUUUUAUUCGUCCAUCCCGAGCAAUUACCUCAACAAGGUUCGGCUCGGCUUUAAAUAUUGAAACGCUUGUUGCUGCCGCGGAGAGAAAAGAUACUCCUGUAGAGGCUCCAGCAUCAGAGAUUCAGGACAAGAUAUCAUUUCUUAUUAAUAAUUUAUCUACUUCUAAUGUUGAAGCUAAGGCGAAAGAAUUUAUUGACAUUUUGAAAGAGCAGUAUUAUCCCUGGUUUGCGCAGUAUAUGGUGAUGAAAAGAGCAAGCAUUGAGCCGAAUUUUCAUGACUUGUACCUGAAGUUCCUAGAAAAAGUUGAUUCAAAGGCUUUGAACAAAGAGAUUGUCCAGGCCACUUAUGAGAACUGCAAGGUUCUUUUGGGGUCAGAGCUUAUUAAAUCAAGUUCAGAAGAGCGUUCGCUGCUUAAGAAUUUGGGAAGCUGGCUUGGGAAAAUUACAAUAGGCAGGAAUCAAGUUUUGAGGGCACGUGAGAUUGAUCCCAAAUCAUUGAUCAUAGAGGCAUAUGAGAAAGGUUUGAUGAUUGCGGUAAUUCCAUUCACCUCCAAGGUUUUGGAGCCCUGCCAAAACAGUAUGGCAUAUAAACCUCCUAAUCCUUGGACCAUGGGUAUUCUUGGAUUACUGGCUGAGAUUUAUGCAAUGCCAAAUUUAAAAAUGAACCUGAAGUUUGACAUCGAGGUCCUGUUCAAGAACCUUGGUAAGGAUUUGAAGGGUGUAACUCCAACUUCUCUUCUCAAGGACAGGGUUAGGCAAGUCGAAGGAAAUCCUGAUUUUUCCACCAAAGAUGUGGGAGCUUCCCAGCCACAGAUGGUUGGUGAUGUUAAAUCUGGUGGUCUGAUAUCUACUCUGAAUCAAGUUGAGCUACCACUAGAGGUUGCCAGUCCUUCUCAUCCUGGUGGCCAUUCACAUAUAUUAUCUCAGUAUGCUGCUCCUCUCCAUCUUACUUCUGGCACGCUGAUGGAGGAUGAAAAGCUGGCUGCUUUAGGCUUAUCUGAUCAGCUUCCUCCCGCUCAAGGACUUCUUCAACGACAAGCACCAUUUUCCGUUAGUCAGCUUCCCACACCAGCUUCUAAUAACGAACAGCAGUACAUUGUUAACACUAAGCUCCACGCGUUAGGCCUGCACUUGCACUUUCAGAGCGUGGUUCCAAUUGUCAUGGAUAGAGCUAUCAAAGAAAUAGUGUCUAGUAUUGUGCAGCGCAGUGUUUCUAUAGCAACUCAAACGACAAAGGAGCUCGUUUUAAAGGAUUACGCCAUGGAGUCAGAUGAGAUCCGUGUACGCAAUGCAGCACAUUUGAUGGUUGCAAGUUUGGCUGGGAGUCUAGCUCAUGUAACAUGCAAGGAACCCCUACGUGGUUCAAUUUCAAGUCAGCUGAGGAAUUCACUUCAGGGUUUAAAUAUUGCGAAUGAACUCCUUGAACAAGCUGUGCAACUUGUUACUAAUGAUAACCUUGAUUUGGGCUGCGCGCUGAUUGAACAAGCUGCAACUGACAAGGCAAUACAAACUAUUGAUGGGGAAAUAGCUCAACAACUUUCUAUGAGAAGAAAGUACAGAGAGGGUGUUGGUUCCACAUAUUUUGAUUCGAGCAUGUAUACACAUGGUCACAUGGGUAUUUUACCAGAGGCCCUUCGUCCUAAACCUGGUCGCUUAUCCCAUUCUCAACAGCGAGUUUAUGAGGAUUUUGUUCGUUUACCUUGGCAAAACCAAUCAAGUCAGAGCUCAAGUGCUCUGCCUGUUGGUCCUACAUCUUCAUCUGGCAAUGCUGCAGUGUCGCGAUCACAUGGUUCAUCAUCAGGGCAACUAAAUUCAUCAUCUGGCUUAGGAAACACAGGACUUAGUACAGUUGCUCAGCCCUUGGAUCUCGUGUCAGAGGAGAUGGAAUCUAGUUCAGUUCCACUUCAUAGUGCUUCAUCAACUCAUAUUAUGGUGGCUGAUGGUGUUAAUCCACUUGACUUCGAAACCAGUACGGUUGCUUCUUCAUUUCCCUCGACCUCAGCCCCUGAAUUGCAUUCAGCAGAACUUUCUGAUGAAUUGGGAGCUUCUCAGCCAUUAGCUUCAGCUUCUGCAACUGAGCGCCUUGGAGGUAGUAUCUCAGAACCUCUGUUGACCACAGGCGAUGCAUUGGAUAAGUACCAGAUUAUUUCAGAGAAGCUGGAAAUCCUGGUAACUAAUGAUGCCAAAGAAGCUGAAAUGCAGGGAGUUAUUGCUGAGGUUCCUGCAAUCAUCAUCAGAUGUAUAAGUCGAGAUGAGGCUGCAUUGGCCGUGUCUCAGAAGGUUUUCAAGGGUUUAUAUGAAAAUGCAUCAAAUAGUGCACAUGUCGGUGCUCAUCUUGCUAUUCUUGCUGCCAUUCGUGAUGUUAGCAAGCUUGUUGUCAAGGAGCUGACUAGUUGGGUGAUUUAUUCUGAUGAGGAUCGAAAGUUCAACAAAGAGAUUACUAUUGGCCUUAUUCGCAGUGAAUUACUGAACCUUGCAGAGUAUAAUCUUCAUAUGGCAAAGCUUCUUGAUGCCGGGAGGAAUAAGGCUGCUACUGAGUUUGCAAUCUCCCUUAUUCAGACAUUGGUGAUCAAUGAUUCCAGCAUCAUUUCGGAACUUCACAAUCUUGUUGAUGCACUGGCAAAGCUUGCAGCUAGGCCUGGGUCUCCGGAGUCAUUGCAACAGCUGGUUGAGGUUGCAAGGAAUCCUUCUUCCAGUGCUACAUUGUCUAGUCUAACUGCUGGAAAGGAGGAUAACUCAAGACCACCCAGAGACAAAAAGGCUGCUGGUCAUUCUGCAGCUAGUAGGGAAGACUAUAAUGUCCCAGAGCCAGUGGAACCAGAUCCUGCUGGUUUUCGUGAGCAGGUUUCCAUGCUGUUUGCGGAGUGGUACCAAAUAUGUGAACUUCCUGGUGCAAAUGAUGCUGCUUGUGCUCAUUUUGUCUUAAAAUUGCAGCACAGUGGACUUCUGAAAGGGGAUGAUAUGUCAGACCGCUUUUUUCGUCACCUGAUGGAACUUUCCGUAUCACAUUGCCUAUCUUCUGAGGUGAUUAGUUUUGGUCCUUUGCAAUCGUCUCAACAAGUACAACCACUGUCUUUCCUUGCUAUUGACAUAUAUGCAAAACUUGUCUUUGCAAUCCUCAAGUUCUGCUCUGUGGACCAUGGAUCUAUUAAACUCUCUCUUCUGCCUAAGGUUUUGGGAGUAACCGUAAGAUUUAUUCAGAAAGAUGCAGAGGAGAAGAAAUCGUCUUUUAAUCCAAGGCCAUAUUUCAGGUUGUUCCUGAACUGGCUGCUAGACCAGGGUUCCCUUGAACCUGUCUUUGAUGGUGGAAACUUUCAGGUUUUGACUGCUUUUGCAAAUGCAUUCCACGCUUUGCAGCCCCUUAAAGUUCCUGCAUUCAGCUUUGCGUGGCUUGAGGUGGUGAGUCACAGAAGUUUCAUGCCAAAAUUGCUGACAGGAAACUCCCAGAAGGGGUGGCCUUAUUUUCAACGCUUGCUGGUAGAUUUGUUCCAAUUUCUGGAACCAUUCCUGAGAAAUGCUGAACUUGGAGAGCCGGUUCAUUUUCUUUAUAAAGGCACACUCAGGGUCUUGCUAGUGCUACUUCAUGAUUUCCCAGAGUUCCUUUGUGAUUAUCAUUUCAGCUUCUGUGAUGUUAUUCCUCCAAGCUGCAUACAGAUGCGAAACAUAAUCCUCAGUGCAUUUCCCCGCAAUAUGAGGCUACCAGAUCCAUCUACUCCCAACUUAAAGAUUGAUCUGCUAGCGGAGAUCAGUCAAUCACCACGCAUUCUCUCUGAGGUUGAUGCAGCUCUAAAAGCAAAGCAGAUUAAGAGUGAUGUAGAUGAGUAUCUCAAGACAAGGCAACAAGGGUCAUCAUUUCUUUCUGAUUUGAAGCAAAAACUGCUCCUUCCAUCAAGUGAUGCUGCCUGGGCUGGGACGCGGUACAAUGUACCACUGAUCAACUCCCUUGUGCUUUAUGUUGGAAUGCAGGCCAUACAGCAGCUGCAGGCAAGAACUCCUCCUCAUGCACAGUCAAUGGCCAGUAGUGUUCCCCUUGCUGUGUUCUUGGCUGGUGCUGCCUUGGACAUCUUCCAGACUUUGAUUGUGGAUCUUGAUACUGAGGGGCGGUACCUCUUUUUGAACGCGGUUGCUAACCAGCUACGUUAUCCAAACAACCAUACCCAUUACUUCUCUUUCAUCCUCCUUUACUUGUUUGCUGAAUCCAACCAGGAAAUCAUCCAGGAGCAAAUCACAAGAGUUCUGUUGGAAAGACUGAUUGUUAAUCGCCCUCAUCCAUGGGGCCUUCUUAUUACUUUCAUUGAACUCAUUAAGAAUCCUAGGUACAACUUCUGGAGUCGCUCAUUUACAAGGUGCGCACCGGAGAUUGAAAAACUGUUCGAAUCGGUCUCAAGAUCAUGUGGGGGCCCAAAACCUGUGGGUGAGGGUGUGGUGUCAGGUGGCAUAUCUGACAAUAUGCACUAGUGUUAAUUUCUUUUAUUUAACACUUUUAAUGUAAAUAUUUUAGUGUCGUCUAUUUAACAAAUUUAAUGUAAAUAUUGUAUUUUGCGUGUAAGUUCAACAUGCCCUUAUAUUGAAUACCAUUAGAGCGGAUAGCAUGACAAAAUAUUGUACUAACGUUGCUUGACCUGAUCACUUUCUGAACUACCUCUAUUUUAACAAUGAAAAUGUCAUUUGCCAUUUAUUUAUGGUACUA
This is a messenger RNA of Cornus florida, 7635 nucleotides long. RefSeq lists its product as uncharacterized. Gene Ontology annotation, cellular component: P-body; CCR4-NOT core complex. The record is from RefSeq and is a predicted model, not a curated record. NCBI's taxonomy places the organism in Eukaryota, Viridiplantae, Streptophyta, Magnoliopsida, Cornales, Cornaceae. Gene Ontology annotation, molecular function: molecular adaptor activity. Gene Ontology annotation, biological process: nuclear-transcribed mRNA catabolic process, deadenylation-dependent decay. Bases 138 to 7403 code for a protein of 2421 amino acids. The transcript is spliced from 51 exons.